GCCGCGAGCCAGCGGGCGGGCGCCCGCGCCCCUGCCAAUCAUAAAAAGCCGUUAAAAAUUACUCGGCGGCGCGGAUGGCCGGCAGGGGUUUACCGUACGUUUUAUUAUGCUGCCGGUAAAAAUAGGCGGUGAAUAUAGAAGUGCGGUUUUGUUCACUUUAAAGGAGGUGGACCUUCGACGUGGAAACUGGCAGGAGGUGGGAAAGCAAGUUCCAGAAGGUUCUGCGAGAGAGCGCGCGGGCUGCUGUGUCAUUGGCGCGCGCGGGCAGGUGAAGGGAAGGCGGCGAACGGUCGUCCAUGGACCCGCAGAAACUCCGCGAUCUCAGCGCCUUUGUGCAGCUCUGCAAAGGCAGCCCGAGCGUGCUGCACAUGGGCGAGCUGCGCUUCUUCAAGGAGUGGCUGGAGAGUAUGGGAGCGACCAUUCCCCCACCAGCAGAACACCCAGAAUUCCCAGAGUCACCGAAGAAAACAAAUACAGAAGAGAAGGCACCACCACCUUCAUCUCCAGAGCCAGCUUCAGAAAGUGAGGAGAGUGAACUUGAAAUUGACAAUGAGGGUGUGAUUGAGCCAGACCCUGAAGAACCUCAUGAAAUGGGAGAUGAAACUAUUGAGGUGACUGAGGAAUUAAUGGAUCAGGCUAAUGAGAAGAAAGUAGAAGCCAUCAAUGCUUUGGGUGAAGGGAAUCUUGAAAAGGCAGUCGAAUACUUCACAGAGGCCAUUAAGUUGAACCCACGCCUGGCCAUUCUUUAUGCUAAGCGAGCCAGUGUGUAUGUGAAAAUGCAGAAACCCAAUGCAGCCAUUCGGGACUGUGACAAAGCUAUCAGUAUCAACCCUGAUUCUGCACAGCCUUACAAGUGGAGGGGGAAAGCACACAGGCUACUUGGUCACUGGGAGAAAGCAGCACUGGAUUUGGCAACAGCCUGUAAACUGGAUUAUGAUGAUGAUGCUAGUGCUAUGCUGAAGGAGGUGCAACCUCGAGCUCAAAAAAUAAUGGAGCACAGAAGAAAAUACGAAAGGAAAUCUGAAGAAAAAGCCAUCAAGGAGCGAAUGGAACGUGCAAGAAAAGCAAAAGAGGAACAUGAGAGAGCGCGCAAGGAGGAAGAGACUCGUCGUGCAGGAGCUGCUGGGUUUGGUGGUUUCCCAGGUGGUCCUGGUGGUUUUCCAGGAGGGAUGCCUGGAAUGGCGGGGAUGCCUGGAAUGGCAGGAAUGCCUGGUCUGAAUGAACUACUUGGUGAUCCAGAGGUGCUUGCAGCUAUGCAGGAUCCUGAGAUAAUGGCGGCAUUCCAAGAUGUGGCCCAGAACCCAGCCAACAUCUCAAAAUAUCAGAACAACCCUAAAGUGAUGAACUUCGUGGGAAAGCUUUCAACUAAGUUUGGUGCCAAACCUUGAGGGGCAGGAUGUUCUUAAAAAAAAACCUCCUAAUUACAACCCUUGCACCCCACCACUGUGCACCACCCGUGUAUCGAUAAACUUCCUUCAGAGUAGCCUGCUAUAUUUUUUAGUCUUUUUCUUACAAAUUGAUUUUUUUUUGUUUUUGGGGAAAUUAAACAGUUUAAGAGAAAAGUGCUCUUGCACAGAAAAUCUCAUGCUACUUGUCUGCAGUGGCCCAAAUUUGUAAACAGGGGCAUUUAAUUUGUUUUGGUUCCUUUCUUUUAGCACACCAAUUAAUGCUAAAAAUAAAUGAAUUAAAAUUGCAGAGCAGAAAACUUGAUGCAAACUUGUUGACCUGUUUCAAACAAAAGUUUCUUCAGGGAACAAGUUAAACCAAUGUCCAGGACCUCUUUGUUCUAACCAAUAUUGGUAGUGUGUAAGCUAACAUAUUCUGGUGUGGUAUGAGAGCCAAAGCAACAGACAUUUGUUGCACUAAAUUUUGCAUUUAAAAGCAAGUUCCCUAUAAUGCCAUUAGCAGGUUUGCGCUUUAGUACCUUUUGGUGAAAGUUUGUUACCCAGUCUGCUGCAUUAGCUAACUCAGUAAAGAUGCAUGUUGGGCUGGUAUAUGUGCCCUUGAAUCAAGGUGUGAAAUUGGCUUCUUGUUAUCCAGUGCUUCCUCCUGUAAAGGGCAAGUAUGAAUAUUAACAAAAGCUGGCUGGACUUUGCACUUUCUGGUCAAGUAGCUUACUGGGGCUUGUACAUUUAAAAGUAUAUAUUCUAUUAAAUAAAGUGAGCAGCAGCUUGGGAGAUGAACUGGAGGAAUGGUGAAUUCCUUUUUAUAUCAGUGGUUACUUGGAAGUGCUGUGGUUUCUGGGAAGCAGUGGGAGGUUACCAGUAUGGCAACUGUUUAGAUAUUUUUCUCCCCAUAAGGUAAAUACUAUUUGAAAACAAUGGGUGAAAAUCUUGGUGGAGAUAAGUAUGCAUGUAAAUAAUGGUCACUGACACUAUGUUCCCUGGCCUCUUUCAGAAGAUUAAAUUCAGGUGAUUCCAUUAUAUUGUAAAUCAUUUUCAAUUAGCAUCGAGCCCAAUGUUAAUUGAACAGACUGGUUCCUUUCUUCAAGUAUAAAGGUUCAUAAACCUACAGGUAAAAGGCACUAUAUUAACCCUCUCUAUUGGGGUGGGGAAAGAGUGAUUAGAAGGAAGAACAGGUGGACAAUUAUUAUGGGGGAAAAUUGGGUCCUGGUAAGGCAAGAGAAGAAAAAUGUAAGAUUUUAAAAUUGGUGAACAGACAGCUCUUUGAGUUAAAUAUUCUAACCCUGAUUUUCACCCUUCUUACUCCAAAAAAAAAAGUAAAUGAUAUUGAAUUACACUGGGUUUCUGAAGGACUCUAACCAUAUAAACAGUAGUUUCUGGUGUCCAUGUAAUCGUUUCAAACCCUUGUAACUAAUACAAUGUUAUUACAUUGGUAGGGGGAGGAGGAGAGAAGAUGAGGAAUGAAGUUUUUUUUUGUCUACACCUUCACCCUCUCCUCAUAAGUUGCAUGUGUUAAGCAGAGGUUGAAUUCAUGGAAAAAAUAAACUGGGAAUUUCUAAUAUCUCAUUUGAAAGGAUUGCCCUCAUCUAUGAUUUCUUCCCUACAUGAAUGAGAACAGAAGCAGAAAGUAGCAAAUGGAGACCUGUUCCUUUCCCACUCCCACCAGCACCCCCUUUUUAUUGAAAAGAAACAUAACCCAAACUGCAAUAAUCACAUUGUUUUCUUUAUAUAUUAAAAAAAAGUUGGUAGUGCUUUAAUGUCACUGGUUACUUUUCUGCACUGAUCUGGUGUAAAAAUGUACAGCAAUAAAUGUUCCCAUUGGU
This is a messenger RNA of Pristis pectinata (smalltooth sawfish), 3226 nucleotides long. RefSeq names its product ST13 Hsp70 interacting protein (gene st13). The transcript is spliced from 12 exons. NCBI's taxonomy places the organism in Eukaryota, Metazoa, Chordata, Chondrichthyes, Rhinopristiformes, Pristidae. The record is from RefSeq and is a predicted model, not a curated record. Gene Ontology annotation, molecular function: protein dimerization activity; Hsp70 protein binding. Bases 297 to 1388 code for a protein of 363 amino acids.